Messenger RNA from Synchiropus splendidus (mandarinfish), 6163 nucleotides. It is a transcript of the gene sik3, whose product is annotated as SIK family kinase 3. Gene Ontology annotation, cellular component: cytoplasm. Gene Ontology annotation, biological process: protein phosphorylation; intracellular signal transduction; microtubule cytoskeleton organization. The record is from RefSeq and is a predicted model, not a curated record. Bases 32 to 3865 code for a protein of 1277 amino acids. Lineage: Eukaryota; Metazoa; Chordata; Actinopteri; Syngnathiformes; Callionymidae. The transcript has 26 exons. Gene Ontology annotation, molecular function: tau-protein kinase activity; ATP binding; protein serine/threonine kinase activity.
CUGCUUGUUGUUCCCGCAGAGAGGCGAGAAGAUGGCGGCCGUGUCAAGCGGAGGUACUGCUGGGUCCGCUGCGGCCGGGAUUACGCAAACUGCCCGACCGACCCACGCAGUCAUGGGCUCUCAGAACAGAGCCCAGCAACCGUCCGGCAUGAGCCAUCCCGGUCGGACCGCCUCAGCCGCUGGGUGCAUCACCAAUUCUGUCCACACUUCGGCCACCAGGCCCCCCCCAGCUCGAGUGGGCCACUACGAAAUCGAGCGGACCAUUGGCAAGGGGAAUUUCGCGGUUGUCAAACUAGCCACGCACAUCAUUACCAAAGCCAAGGUGGCUAUAAAAAUAGUGGAUAAGACCCAGUUGGAUGACGAGAACCUGAAAAAGAUCUUCAGAGAAGUGCAAAUCAUGAAGUUGCUGAAGCACCCCCACAUCAUCCGCCUCUACCAGGUCAUGGAGACUGAGAGAAUGAUCUAUCUAGUUACAGAAUAUGCCAGCGGUGGAGAAAUAUUUGAUCACUUAGUUGCUCAUGGGCGCAUGGCAGAAAAAGACGCCAGGAAAAAGUUCAAACAAAUCGUGGCAGCCGUCCAUUUCUGUCACUGCCGCAACAUUGUUCACCGAGACUUGAAGGCAGAGAAUCUCCUCUUGGAUCACAAUCUCAACAUCAAGAUCGCAGACUUUGGAUUUAGCAACCUGUUUAGCAGAGGCCAACUGUUGAAGACGUGGUGUGGCAGCCCGCCGUAUGCUGCGCCAGAACUGUUUGAGGGAAAGGAGUAUGAUGGACCCAAAGUAGAUAUAUGGAGCUUAGGUGUCGUGUUAUACGUCUUGGUUUGUGGCGCCCUACCUUUUGACGGCAGCACUCUACAGAACUUGCGAGCACGAGUCUUGAGUGGCAAGUUCCGCAUUCCCUUCUUCAUGUCCACAGACUGUGAGUACUUGAUCAGACAUAUGUUGGUGCUGGAACCAAGCAGACGGUUGACAAUGGAGCAGAUCUGUAAAAACAAGUGGAUGAAACAAGGGGACCCUGACCCAGACUUUGACCGGUUGAUAGUAGAGUGUGAGCAAGUCAAGACUGAGAGGGAGACUGAACUCAUCAAUGACCAGGUGCUAAUUGCCAUGUCCGAAAUGGGCUUGGACCGCGAGCGUACAAUUCAGUCACUACAAACAGAUGCAUACGAUCAUUUCAGUGCCAUUUACAGUUUAUUGGCUGACCGCCUCAAGAAACACAAGACCCUGCGUGUGGCACCACCAACACCCAGAUCCAUUAGCUAUCCUCUCAAUCCCAUACAGGUGGAUGCUCAGAAUAAUCCUGUCAGCAUGACAGUUCCCCACGUCCAGCUCAUCAAUCCAGAGAACCAGAUUGUUGAGCCGGAUGGAAGCAUGGCGUUGGACAGCGAUGAAGGAGAGGAGCCUUGUCCUGAAGCGAUGGCACGGUACCUCUCGAUGAGGCGGCACACUGUUGGAGUACCAGACCAAAGGACAGAAAUGCAGGAAGACAUGCAAAAACUACCACCAGGUUUCCCCCGAGGUGCCGUGCCUCAGCCAACUUUCCCUCCUCUGGCUCCUAUAAUGGGCCAAAUGCACACCCUCAUGCCCACACAAAGUUUGCAGCCCACACAGCAGCUUGAAUACAAGGAGCAGUCUUUACUGCAGCCGCCCACUCUGCAGUUACUCAAUGGCAUGGGUCCUUUGGGUCGAAGAGCUUCAGAUGGUGGGGCUAAUAUACAGCUGCAUGCGCAGCUACUGAAGAGACCACGGGGGCCAUCACCACUUGUUGCCAGUCCUCACCCAAUCCCUGCUGUAGCUCCGGUAGAUGAAGAAGGAUCUGAUGGAGAGCCAGAUCAAGAAGCUGUCCAGAGGUACCUGGCGAACCGCUCCAAGCGGCACACAACGCACGCGCUAAUGAGCACAUCGCAUGGCGAACCCUCAGCAGAGUCACAGCGACCCCAGGGCCCCCGCCCGAGGGUGGUCUGGGCAACCGACUCACACACCCGAUCCAGCUACAAGGACUGCAACACCCUUCAUCUGCCCAUGGAGCGCUUCUCUCCUGUCAGAAGAUUUUCAGAUGGUGCCGCUACCAUCCAGGCCUUCAAGGCUCAGUUAGAGAACAGCAGCCUCAUAAAGCAGCUGAAGCAGGAGUGUGAGCAGCUCCAGAAGUUGUAUGCGGCCCAGCAGGAUGAGCGACUCCUGGAGCACACCCAGCAACAGCAUAUACUCUACCAGCAAGAGCAACAAAUUCUCCACCAGCAAAUCCAGGGUCUGUCAUUAGGCCAUGGAGAGAGCCAGCCCAGUCACCUCACCCACCAGCUGCAACGGUUGCACAUCCAGCCAUCCAGCCCUCCGCCAACUCAUCCCAGCAACCACCUCUUCAGACAGCCCAACCAGAGCUCUCCACCUGGCUCUGCAGGGAUGAUGCAAGCGCAUGGUCCAGCACCUGUACAGUACCAGCACGGUGCCCCGGCACUGUACCAAGGUCAGAGCGGAAGCCCACCUCCCAACAGCCUUCCCAGGGUGUCCCUAGCCCCCAGUCAGCAAGCAACAUCUGUGCGCCCCUCUGUCCCACUGACCCAGGGUGUACCUCAACAGCAGCAGGUGACCAUUCAGGUGCAAGAGGUGGAGUUGGGAGGUGGGUCGCAGAGGCAGGGGUUUUUGUCGACACCAUGCGGACACAGGGUCCUUGGGAAGCAGCUGAGUGCGGACAACGCAGAGACCCACAGUCGGAGCCUUGGCCGCUUCACGUCUGCCUAUGACCAGGCCCAGUUUAAUCCCAACCUCUUCUCUGGUGACGUUGGCUCGAGGGGCCCCUCUGGUGUGGUUGGAUCAUACAACCCCUACAUACAGGGUACCCUCAACGUCCCGGGCCUCGAUGGUGGCUUCCAGAGCGGGGCAGUAGGCGCCGGCAACUAUGGCACCCCGUCUACACUACAGCAGGCCCUGCUGUCCCCAACUCCGUUGGACUACCGCCCCCCACAACAGCAUGUGACGCCGACGCUGCAGGGUCUCCUGUCUCCCCGCCAUUCUUUGACUGGCCACGCCGACCCCCGGCUGUCACCCCAGGACUUAGCUGCGCUAUUGAAGAGACAGAGCCCGCGACCUGUCCCGCCCACUCCCCCAGGUGCUGCGCCGCAGGAAUAUGGAGAGAUGCUGCUCCUACGCCAGCUGAGUCAGGGGGAGACAUUGGAACAGUCAGCGCCUCAAGGAGGUCCAGGAAACCAACACUACCAUCACCUCCUUCAGAUCCAGCCCCAAGAAGUCCAGCAGGCGCCACAGCAUCCACCACCCAGCUUGCCUCACUCGGAGAGCAUGGAGGAGGAUGACUUGCAGACCGGCUACCAUCACACGCACGAGGGUUUGUUGGCGAAGGCUGUGGAAGGUCAUGAGCUUCUCGGGCCCCCACGAGGAGGGACCCCGCCGUACAACUCCCCAACCCACAGACACGGCUUCAUCCGGCCAGCUUCUGCAAGUAGAGAACCAGAGCAUGUGGAAUGCAGAACCCAGGGCCAGGCCAUGGAGGUGCCGGAUCAUAAUGGCGUCGGCUAUUCACGAGGCUCCCAGAAUGACAACUACAGGUCCCGUGGACAGCUGCAGCGCCACCACACCAUCCAGACAUGUGAUGAUGCCUAUGAUCAGUCUGAGCCCAUGUCUGGGAUGAGCUUGUUGGCUGGCAAAGCGCUCAGCUCCGCUCGCAUGUCGGACAUUCUCAGCCAAACAUCACUGACGGGAAGCCAGCAGCUGCAUCAGCGGGAAGAGUCAGUGUGUGAUGUUGAAGGAGAGCUCCAUGCACCGGCCUGCUACCCCUCCUCCUGCACCAGUGACAUGCUCCUCAGCUACAAGCCCCCUGACCUGCAGUACAGCAUGGAGCAAGCAGGGGUCUAGCGCAGGUGAACCCUGUGUGCUUUGGUCCAUAUCAACCAUCCUAAGUUGUGUUGACUUGAGUUGACUAGCAUCACGCCAAACCACAGCCACCGCCUGCUCCGGCAGGGGCACCUUACGUUCAUCAGUCUGUCUCCAUCUGUCCGUGGGAGGGCAGUCAGUACGAGAGAGUGGGAGUGUGUGGGUGGGUGGGUACAAACAAAGGAGCGGCGGGGUCACAUGUGCCACUUGGGAUAGUGAGGGUCAAAGUGCCAGCAUUUUCUGCAAAGACAUCCAGCAAUCCUCCCGCGUGGACCAGGUCUCCAUCCCAGCUCCCAUAGUGUGUGCGUGUGCUGUCGUUCCACAUCCUAUCCUGACCUCCAUCCCAAGCCUGUCUCCUCCUGACCUGCUCUCCGUGGUCCCUUGUGUUUGCAUCAUGUGCCUCCUAGGCCAAAGGAUCGCCACAGUUGUAUACCAACAGGAACACCAAGUCCAACCACACAAAGAAACACAAGCAGUGCUGCCACAAAUCCAAAGUAUUGUGCGAAUGUGUGCGCGCACGUUUUUUUUGCAUUCAUAACUGCGAAAAAGGGAUGAGCAGAGGGGAGGCACGUCUCUGAGCUUCAGUCCGCUCCUUGUCAUCUGCAGCAGAUCGUUCUGGAGCGAGCUGUAAUCUCAUCAAUGGUCGCCCUUGCUGUCGUGUUCAAGGUCGUGCUCCAACCGAGCAACCAAACCUCUCUCUCUCUCCAAAGAUGGAGCUCAGAGUCAUCGUCGUGACAAACCAGCUCUCCUUUGCUCUGGAGUUGACAUUUUAUUGUACAUUUCAUUUCUUUUUUUUUUUUUUUCCACAAUGCCCAUGGUGGCAUUAUGGCCAUCAUUGUUACUCAUAUAGUUAUUACUGUAUUCUGUAAAAGAUGUUUUUAUUAUAAUGGAUAUUAUUAUAAUUAAAGAAAAGAGAUGUUAUUUGUUGAAAGGAAGAGAAUAUUGUUUUAUCUAUACUGCACUUUGGGUUCAAGCUAUCGACGCUCUCCAGUCUUCUCGAGAAUGACUCCUCCCCCUCCCUCCUCCUUCUUUAUUUCUCCCUUUACAUGUAUCCUCCUUAACCUCUCAUCCUUGUCGACGUAUUGCAUUGUGGGUUUUACCAAAAAUUUCUCCCUUUUCUUGUACAGUUUGCCAUGUAUAGAUCGCUAUUGCUUUUCUGUAUCCUUUUAUUUUGUAAUGUUUUUAGAUGUUGUCAGACAUUUUGGUUUUUGUUUUUUUUUUUAUUUACAGUGUUAUCGUUUUAUCAUCCGUCAUUUCUGAUGCUUUAUUGUUUUGCUUUUGUAAACCAUGAGAUUUCUAGCCAAAAGAGGACAGAGAAGGGACGUGGCUCUUUCUGUGUCGUGAAACGAUUGUUCUUAUUUGUUUUAAUAUUAUUCUAUUGACACUUGAAUACGAGGAGAGUUUUUGCUUUUCAAAGAAUCAUUUCAACUGUUAUUGUUGUGACUGUCAUUCAUGUUGAUGUCGAGCCUGUUUCUGUUCAUAAGCGUGUUGUUGCAGGCUUUACAGGGUCAGGCUUUUUUGGGGUGUCGCCUGGGUUGGUUUGGGUGCUACAUAGACUUUGAAGGAAGAAAAAAAAAAACAUACAAAGGGAAUAACCUGUAAAAUAGCUGACAUAUCAAAACAUCCAAUACAAGUGUGGAGGAGGAGGACAAACCCACAUCUCAACCCUUGCUGCGCAACCCACUGAAAUGGUCUGCCGUGAUCCUCCUACCAUGUUUUAUCGCAUCAGCAUCGCAGCGGAUUACAGACGGAAACCUCUGGCCACCACACCGGCGAAUACUCCACCGUUACAUCUUUAGUUCCCCUCUUUAAAUGUCUGCCUUGCUUUUCUUCCCACUGAGCUUGGAAGUAGAGAAUUGCUGCAUUUUAUUAACAGUGACUUGAUCUCAUUUUUGGAUUUUCCUACAACCGUCAAAGGAAACUUUUCCCUCCUCCAGUCAAUGGCUUUGAAUUGGACUUCCAGCAGAUGUUGAAAACAAGCUUUUUGGCAGGGAAACGUGUGCCCAUCUUGUCUACCAAAAUCUCUACUCAGUUUCCUCUGCUGAGUCAGGCUAAAGCACAGCACUGGGGACCACAGCUGAGGACUUCAAAGAUACAAGCAUCCUUGACUCUGUUCUGAUCAAUGCUCUCAUUUGUCCUUUAUUAUUGCCCCUUGGUGUUGAGUCUGUAGUUUGCCAGCCAGAAAAAUGUGAGUUCAAAGAGUAGAUCUCCAGGUUGACCUGGCCAAAUUCACAGAUACUGUUUGCACGGUCGGCCUAUUAUAUGCUUAAAAAAACAAAA